AUGGCCGCAUCAACACCAACUGUAGAUGACCUAGACGGACUGCUAGCGUCUUUGAACUCGCUCAAACCACCGGGCGCCAGCAAGACCAAGAUCACCACCAUUACCACCCUGUGUGUGAAUAAUAUUCAGGCCGAGUCCAGCCUUGUACAGUCAUUCUACCGAGCAUUGAAGAAAGCACCAUCAACCCACAAAUUAGGCGCGUUGUACGUCAUUGAUAGUGUAGUACGACAAUGGAUCGAAAAAGCAAAAGCAGCGGGACAGGAUUUACAUGUGGAAGGACGAGGAGAGCCCGGCACAUAUCCCGCUGCUGUUAAACGCGUCACGGAGCUCAUGCCGGCGCUGUUUGAUGAUAUGAUGAAGGACAUCCCUACAGAACAAAAGCCCAAGCUUGAGAACAUGAUCACGAUCUGGGAGCGUGCCAACACAUUCCCGGCAAAGAUGCUUGGCGAGUUCAAGAGUAGACUGAAAGGUGAAGGUGCUCCAUCUGGGCAAACUGCUGCUCUUCAGACUGCUUCAACAGCACCCUCAGAAGUGCAAGUGGCACCUGUUCCAACGCGGCCUAUAAUGACACCCGUAGGAUAUCCUCCUCGUCACUUGUAUGAGCAAGGUCUUGCGGCGCCUCUAGCAACUAACGGCCCGCCUCGGCCAGCACCUCCUCCAUCUUCACUUAGGUCGCCGCCAGCUGCUCCGCCCUCGGACGUAAACAGUAUUCUAGCUGCAUUGUCCAAAGCUGCCCCUGUAUCUCAACCUCCUCCAGCCAUGCCAGUCAGCACCCCAAAUCAAGCUUCUGCACCAGCAGCUCAGCUGCCACCUGGCAUUGCAGCUCUGUUUGCCCAGCAGCAACAUGCAGCAGCACCUCCGCCUCCUAUUCAGCAGCAGUAUCAACAGCCUGCGCCAUCUUUCCCUUAUAUGCCACAGCCUGACGCAAACCCCUCAUAUCAGGCGCAGGCUCCGUAUGGCGGAUAUCCUCUACAGCCGCCGUCUUCCGUGCCACAAUCGUAUUCCGCAGCACCGCCACCACAGCAAGCAUAUGCACCACCGCAGAAUGAUCCCUUGGCCCCACUACGAGGACUCCUUCCAGAGAAUAUCCUGAACGACACACAGAAGCUGAUUCCAGCACUGCAACUCCUCCAGGACUUACAAAAGAAUGGUAUUCCUCCUGAACAAUGGGCGCCUGUACUGAAGGGCUUCGAAGAACAAUAUCAGCCUCAGCAACAAGCAGGGUUCAACGGCCAAGCAAACUUCGGUCGAGGACAAGAUCGUGAUCGCAGCCGCAGUCCCGAUAGGGGCGCACGCAACGGCCGCGAUAGCCCAGUGUACGGCUCCUAUGAUCCCAACAAUCGUCGCGAUGGGGAUGAUGAUCGCAAUGGACGUGGCCGAGGGCCAGCACCAUCGCGCUUCCGACAGCGAUCUCCACCCAUGGCUUCUCGCGACAAUCCUUCCGCCAUCGCCAUGAACGGCAAGCCCAUGCAACCCAAAAUCAUCGGAUACGACGCCAACUUGCCUCACGGCUACAUCAAAGUCAUGUCCCGCACUCUAUUCGUCGGCGGCGCCAAUGGCAGUCAAGCCGAGAUCCAGGCCCUAUUCGAGCGCUUCGGCGUGGUCCAAACAUGUAUCGCCAACCGCGACAAACGCCACGCCUUCGUCAAGAUGACCACCCGCAAUUUCGCGCUCGACGCCAAGCAAAACAUGGAAGACAUGCAAGCCCGCAACGACCGCGACGUCAUGAACAUCGCCCGCCAGACCAAAUGGGGCGUCGGCUUCGGCCCCCGCGAAUGCUGCGACUACGCCAAAGGUGAAAGCGUCAUCCCGAUCGACAAACUCACCGACGCCGAUACCAAAUGGCUGCUCACCGCCGAAUACGGUGGCACCGGCGGCCGCCCCAUCGAGAGCGGCAUGGUCCUCGAGGAGCCGGACAUUGAAAUCGGCGCCGGAGUCAGCAGCAAGGCCAUGAGCAAGCGCGUCGGCCCCGACAUGUCCGGCCAGCCGACCAAGCGCCAGCGAGAUGACCGCGCCGGCGGUCAGGGCCCCGGUGGCCGACACGGUGGGGGACACCACCACAACCGCAACAAAGGUGGCGAUCAUGCAUACGGCAAUGGAGGCGGCGCUGGAAAUGGCCAGCAACCUCCGAUAAACCCCUACAGCUAUGCCCGCCCCGAGCCCGUGGCGGUCGCGACGCCCCCCGCUGUGCCGGGCUUUGGCUUCAGUUUGAACCUCCCUCAGAGCGGAGGUGGAGGCGGUUCUUACCGCUGA
Messenger RNA from Dissoconium aciculare CBS 342.82, 2253 nucleotides. RefSeq lists its product as uncharacterized. The record is from RefSeq and is a predicted model, not a curated record. Bases 1 to 2253 code for a protein of 750 amino acids. Gene Ontology annotation, molecular function: RNA binding. NCBI's taxonomy places the organism in Eukaryota, Fungi, Ascomycota, Dothideomycetes, Mycosphaerellales, Dissoconiaceae. The transcript is spliced from 2 exons.